AUGAACAAGGGCCUUAGAAUCUUUACUUUGGGGGCAGGCGCUAUGGGAUCCUUAGUUACUCACGAAAUUUCUAAUUCAUUUGCUUCAACUCAACUGGUCUUAUUGUUAAGAAAUCAAAGAAGAGUAGAACAGUUUCUGAAGGAUGGAUCUGAAAUAACGAUAGUCAGAUCUCAAGAUGGUAAUAUUUUGAAAUCUACUACAAAGCAUGAUGUGAUACUGAGACCCCCAAGGAAUAGAGAUGAUGAACCAGAAAUAAUAGAAAACUUGAUCCUAGCCACCAAGACAUAUCAGACUGAAAAUGCUUUGGAAAAAUAUGUCUCAAACCUCGAUAAGACGUCCAAUAUCUUGAUAGUUCAGAACGGCAUGGGCAUGUCAGAAAGCUUGAUAGAAAGGUUCUGGCCCACAAAAGCAAAUCGACCUAAUUUCUAUCAGGCCGUAAGUACUCAUGGAGCCUACAAAACUAGCCUCAAUACUAUUAAUCACGUUGGAUUGGGCAAAUUGAAGAUUUCAGCAUUUCCAGGAAAUAAUGACGAGAGUUUACUAAGUGAGUACAAAGAUGACAAUAGUGAAAAGUUUAAAUUUCCUUUAUUAAUCAGAGAUAUUUUGGAUAUCGAUGUGUUGAAUGUGGAGUUUUUGCCUUACGAGACUUUCUUAUUGCAUCAAAUGGAAAAGCUUGUGGCGAACGCAUGCAUUAACCCCUUGACUGCGUUAUUGGAUUGUUUAAAUGGCGACUUACUCUCUGGAUCAAAGGUCAUAUCAAUAAUGAAACGGGUAAUUAUAGAAGCAACAGACGUUUUCAAGGCUGAAUUCAAAAUACUAGAAACAAUACCUAUAUCAAAUGUCUUUUUGAACCGUGAAAGACUCUUAAAUUCCGUCUUCGAAGUCUGCAAACUUACGUCGCAAAAUAGUUCAUCGAUGCGUGAAGACAUUAAACAUUUGAAUCAAACGGAAAUCGAUUGGAUUAACGGAUACAUCGUCGCUCUCGGAAACAAGCAUCAUAUACCCACCCCAACCAAUAAGUUUAUUACUUCAAUGAUCAAGAACAAACUCAGCAUAGACAGGGAAAUUGAUAAAACCUCUGCAGAUGUAUACGUAAAAUAA
Priceomyces carsonii is the source of this 1101-nucleotide messenger RNA. Its product is annotated as 2-dehydropantoate 2-reductase. Gene Ontology annotation, cellular component: cytoplasm; mitochondrion. Gene Ontology annotation, molecular function: 2-dehydropantoate 2-reductase activity; NADP binding. The record is from RefSeq and is a predicted model, not a curated record. Bases 1 to 1101 code for a protein of 366 amino acids. Gene Ontology annotation, biological process: pantothenate biosynthetic process. The transcript has a single exon. NCBI's taxonomy places the organism in Eukaryota, Fungi, Ascomycota, Pichiomycetes, Serinales, Debaryomycetaceae.